Ilex paraguariensis (yerba mate) is the source of this 750-nucleotide messenger RNA. Lineage: Eukaryota; Viridiplantae; Streptophyta; Magnoliopsida; Aquifoliales; Aquifoliaceae. The record is from the annotation of a GenBank genome assembly.
AUGUCAUUGGAAAAGGAUGCCAAAACAGGGAAGUUUCUGGAGGCAGCCAAAGCAUGUCACAAUAUUUGUCGUCUCCAUGGUGUACAUCUGCUAAUAAAUGACAGAAUUGAUGUUGCCCUUGCUUGUGAUGCUGAUGGUGUGCAUAUUGGCCAAUCUGACAUGCCUGUUGCUGUUGUCCGCACUCUUCUUGGGCCAGAGAAGAUCAUUGGUGUAUCGUGCAAGACGCCUGAGCAAGCUCAGCAAGCAUGGGUUGAUGGUGCUGAUUACAUUGGUUGUGGUGGUGUGUAUCCAACCAAUACAAAAGUGAACAAUCUAACUGUUGGUUUGGAAGGGCUGAAAACUGUAUGUUUGGCUUCCAAGUUACCAGUAGUUGCCAUAGGCGGUAUUAGUGUUUCAAAUGCGCGGUCUGUAAUGGAAUUAGGUGUACCCAAUCUGAAAGGUGUUGCAGUUGUGUCUGCUAUGUUUGAUACAGAAAGCAUUUUGGUUGAGACCCAAAAGUUGCAUGCUGUGCUGAUGGAGACACGUGCUGUGGUAAAAUGAACGAAUGCUGAAGAUGAAGGUUCUUAAUGGACAACCUUACUAUAUGAAUUCUGAAUCAAUGUGAGGACUUUGUAGCUGAAACUUGGUUGGCUUUGUAUUUCCUUUUUUUUUUUUUUUGUUAAACGUAUUUAAGUAAUUGUCGUUUUGUAAGACCAUAAUAAAAACACAAUUUUUGGCUUCCUUCUAGGUGAAUCUGAUAGAUCAAGUUUU